UCAAGCUUCAAAUCGCUGUUGCUUUACCUUGACAGCCUCUUAUCACCUUCACUAGCAAUUUCACCUAACUUGCUUUGGUUGGCUUCCUGAGAUUCGUUUGUCUUUACUUGUUCGACCAACAACUGUCGUCAGCCAUCUUGGACUCAUCAUGCCCCCGUCAUUCUUGUUUGGGGUGUCUCGUAUUCCGCUACCGCAAGUGUAGAGGCGAUUGGCGAUUAUUUCUGUUGCCUGUUGUCGGAGUUUGUCGGUCGGUCAAUUCAGCCUCCAGGGGCAACGCCGCGUUUCCAAGUCGCACCCAGCUUCUGAUUACCCAAUCCCUCGCUUAGACAAAAGUCUCGCGAUUCUCGGUUGCCUUCAAAAAAAGGUACGAAUGAUCUCCACUCCUCGGAGACUCAGGGGCAGCAUGGUUGGCCUAGUGUUCGUGCCGCGUGGUGUUAAUACACCACAACGGCCAGGCUCCAGCUUUUUUCUAAUCUUCACACCACUCGUAUGCUACAAUGACGCAUCAUCCCUGUGGUCCAUCGGGCGAUCUGACUAGUUUUCAUUGAUGUUUCCAGCAAAGUGUCCUGUAUAGUCUUGGUUUUCUAAAACAUUAAUGAACCUGCAGCCUCGCUCGAACGUUGUGUCGAAGCUCAUCUUCUCAAAUGCACACAAUCCCCCGGCCUAUACCCAAUUCUCCCCCUGUUCUCUUCUCAUACCAUACGCGGAGUACAUUCGAGGUAGAUUGCCAUGGCAUCACCUACUCGUCGAUAUAAGUCGAGACCCGCACUCCCGUGUCCAGCCCCACAAAUCCCGGGCUCCGACCCACUCAACUCAACGACGCCCGAUGGUCAGCCGGCCUCGAAUGCGGAGCUUCUCACAACGUUAUCCGAACACGCGAGCUUGGAACACAAACCUUAUGCAGACGUCCAUGAUGGCUUGACUUCUCCCGCUGCACGGAAGUCAUCAUUUAUGGAGCUGCCAGCUGAAAUCCAUCUCCUCGUUACCGAACAACUCAUCUACCCCGAUGCCCUAUCCAUGAAACACGUCAACAGAUACUUUUACAAUCUCGUGGACACCGGUGUGCGUAAGAAGGUCGAGUGGCUUGUCCAGUGUCGUAGGUUGCACUUGGGUUGCCCCAAUCACAGGAGUUGUGACCUUGGUAGCGACGUGAGAUUUUGCCGAGGCAGUGUAAAACUUCUCAUGCAGCGUUGGAGAGAGCACAAUGAGUGUGAAGCCCGCCCCGGCCUUGGGUGUCUGGUAUACAGCACCUCAACGUGCGUACAUCGCAGGAAGCUAAGAAACAGAGUAAAGAGGUGGAUUCGACUUAAGCUUACAAUUGACAUACCGCUUUUGAUAUUGGCCUUGCUAGUCGUGCUUGGAGCCUGGUGGGCUGUACCAUUGUUCGCUUGAGGCCUGGAAUCUGGUCGUCAAUCAUGCGAUGCCUACAAAGCUCUGGUUACCUGAGAAGACGCUGCAUUGGCAAUGGCAGCAUCCUCAUGGUCAUUUAAGAAGCGGGCAUAUUCGAUCGGACGUCCAAACAAAAUGAACAAUUCCACUUGAUCGAAACAAAGCUCUUUCUACCCUCUGUGCCUCAAUUCGGAAUCCAAACCUUUACAUUUCGAAUUCAAUAACAUUCUCCCACUUUGGUUUCUGCUGGUUCAACCACAUUGAUAUCUUGCGCAGGUUUGCGCUGGCAUCAAGUAUAUUUAAGUCUAGGUCCUUGUACUGUGAAAAAAAAAAAAAAAAAAAAAAAAAAGAAAAAAAAAAGAAAAGUGUUCAUGAACACAACGGAUGACCCUGAUAUACAGGCGGCACCAAGCGGUGGCAGCUGCUUGCUUCGCUAUAACGGUUCAGAAUCAUCACGGCACUGCACUGCGGUACAGUUACUGAUUUGUGAGAUAUCUCUCUCUCUUCGAUUCGACCAUUGAAGUUAUUCAGUUGAUAUCUUUCUUGCUUGAGUUGAUGUCUGGCAGUUCCUAUCAGGCAGAUGCUGGCGGUCCCGUCAAAGACUUCAUAGUCCAGAUACACUGUGCUCUUGCUAAUGCCAUUCACACUCUAUCCGAAGAGGUUGCAAAUCACUCAGAUCAAUACGCUCAGGUUCUCGUCGAGAACAUGAGCUCACUGUCUAGCAGUAUCCUGCUAUGUGUCACUUCACAGGAUAUUCCUCAACCUUAUGGCAAAACACAACAACAAACCUGAAGAGUAGGCGGAUACAGCACCAGGUUGUGGAGGGACCUUGACCUAUUCACGAACACGUUGACUAAUUUUUCAUUUUACUCCUACUAUUAAUAUCCAACUCUUUUCUGUAUCAACCCAGAUUUGCUUUUUCCCAUUCUCCU
Messenger RNA from Neurospora crassa OR74A, 2321 nucleotides. Its product is annotated as F-box domain-containing protein. The coding region runs from base 730 to 1392 and encodes 220 amino acids. NCBI's taxonomy places the organism in Eukaryota, Fungi, Ascomycota, Sordariomycetes, Sordariales, Sordariaceae. The transcript has 3 exons. The record is from RefSeq and is a predicted model, not a curated record. Gene Ontology annotation, molecular function: protein binding.